Hypanus sabinus (Atlantic stingray) is the source of this 4974-nucleotide messenger RNA. Its product is annotated as nucleoside hydrolase-like. Gene Ontology annotation, molecular function: hydrolase activity, hydrolyzing N-glycosyl compounds. The coding region runs from base 2077 to 3036 and encodes 319 amino acids. Lineage: Eukaryota; Metazoa; Chordata; Chondrichthyes; Myliobatiformes; Dasyatidae. The transcript is spliced from 6 exons. The record is from RefSeq and is a predicted model, not a curated record.
GAGAGGGAGAGUGCAGUCUGAAUCUGGCCGACACGUUUUUACCGACUCUGUACCAGCGAGGGUUCGAGGAAGGUAAACCGGAGAGUAGGGAGGGGGGAGAGAGUAAACAGGGGGAGGCAGACCUGCCCCUAGCCAGACGAGAGUUUGUACGGGAACAGGAAAGGGACGAGGAGCUGAUAGCCUUGAGAGAGCUGGUUCUUUCGAGGUUGAAACCCAGCCCGAAGGUUACUACCUGAAGGAGGGUGUGUUGAUGAGGAAGUGGAGGGCCCCCCCCCCAAGGUGUCGGUCGAUGAGGACUGGGCGGUGGGACACCAGAUAGUAGUCCCGAAAGCGUAUCGGGACGAAAUUAGCUCAUAAGGGACAUCUGGGAAUAACGAAGACAGUGGAUCGGGUUCAAAGAGAGUUCUAUCGGCCAAACCUGAGAAAAGAGAUUACUGAAUAUCGUUAAAGGUGUCGUACCUGCCAAAUGGUGGGUAAGCCGAACCAAGUUACCCCUAAGGCCCAUCCCCGCGUGCGAGGAGCCUUUCUCCCGAAUCAUUGUGGAUUUUGUGGGACCCCUUCCUAAAACUGCGAGGGGGCGGCAGUACAUCAUGACCAUGAUGUCAGGACCGCUGUGGUGGUGAGGGCCCUCAUCAAAUUCUUUACCACCGUGGGGCUGCCUGAGGAGAUACAGUCGGAUCAGGGGAGUACCUUCACAUCUAACGCAUUGGGGCAGAUGAUGGCCCAGCUCGGGGUCAAACAAAUUCUCGCCUCCGCGUACCACCCGGAAUCCCCAGGGGCGUUGGAGAGGUUCCUCAUUGUCAGGAGAACGUUCGAGACUGGGAUGAGGCUUUACCCCUUCUGUUAUUUGCCGUCAGGGAUACGGUCCGGUGCUCACUGGGGUUCAGUCCGUUUGAGCUCGUUUUCGGUCGCAGGCCCAGGGGCCCUCGAACCCUCCUGAGAGAAAACGGUCCAGCCCGACCGUUCAAGUCAGUGUGAUCGACUAUGUUCUGAAAUUCAUAAAGUACUGCGCCUUGGCAAAGGAAAACCUUAAAGAAUCCCAGGAAAACUGAGCCAGUGGUGUAACCCGAGAGCGAGAGAACGAGAGUUUUAUGUAGGCAACAAGGUUUUGGUCCUAUUUCCCGGGAGUUACCCAUCCCCUUCAGGCGAGGUUUCCAGGACCAUAUACAGUGCGUAAGAAAAUAGACUCGCUGAAUUUCGUGAUUCGGCGAAAGCCGACCCAGUUAGUUCAUGUGAACGUGAUGAAAAGGUACCAUGACACUACCCCCGCGGUGGUCGGUGCGGCCAUGAAAUCCGAUCACAACCCGUCGGUAUUCCUGGCCAAUAUGGAAAGUAAAAACAGGAGGUUGUUGAGCUGGAGUCUGAUGCUGCAGGAAUUCGAUAUUAAGAUACAGCACAUUAAGGGGAGUGAUAAUGUGCUAGCGGAUUGUUUAUCGCGAUGCUGAACUAAGUGUAUAACGGUAUGGCUCUGUAAUUAAAAGAAAAAGCUUGGGUAUUGUGUUAGAUUAAAAAUCCUGUAAGACUCUGUACAACUCCGUUUUUAACCGCUGGUAAAAAACGUUUUUUUAGAGGGGAGGUGUUAUGAAGGUACCACAGCUCUGAGGGGCCGAAGGGCGGGAGCAGCCCCCUCCUUCCGGAGAAUCACAAGAGCACUAUUAAUUCGGGUCUCGGACCCAGGCAAAUGAGAGAGAAUGUAAUGGUUUUGGCCAUGGCUCUUAGAGACACCUGUGCUCAGGGCAUGACCCUGCUAUGUGACAGCUACCUCGGAUAUGGACACCCUCGGGCAAUGUGGGGGUGGGGAUUGCAUCACCCUACUUGGAUGGACAUCUACAACUCUGCGAGUCAAGAUAAAAGGGGACUGCAGAGCGCAGUGCCCCAGAGAGACACACCAGAAGGACUCGAUCGCUCAACGCUCCCGUGAUAGCUGGAAGCCAGUCAAAGGCCACGUGCGCUCCGUAACUUCUCUGCCCGGGGAGCUGGUGGCUGAUAAUACCGAGAAGGACUUCGAACUAAUAACAGGGAAACAACGCUCCCCUGAUUCAACGGUGUUGCUUCGUCAAAGACCCAGAUUGCCAAAUGGAAAAGAAGCUGUUGAUCUUAGAUAUUGACGUUGGGGUGGAUGACGCCCAGGCAAUGACAUUGGCUCUUUCAGCUCCGAACGUUGAAAUCCUGGGAAUAACCUGUACUCACGGAAACACGAGCAUUGAAAACGUGUGCAGGAACGUGCUGCGAGUUCUGAAAUUGUGUAACAGGAUGGAGAUUCCCGUCUACCGUGGGUCAGCCGCCUCUCUCCUCGGUGUAACCCAUUAUGAUGCAGCUUACCAUGGGCAGGAUGGUAUGGGUGAUGUUCCGGACCCCAACGCUCCAGGCCUGGAACACAUAAAGUCUGAACACGCAGUGAAUGCCAUGAUACGGAUAGCUAACGAACAUCCCGGUCAGGUCAGUCUUGUUGCUGUUGGACCCCUGACCAACGUUGCCCUGGCUGCCAAAAUGGAUCCCACUUUUCCCACAAAGCUGAAGAGUUUGCACAUCAUGGGGGGAAACAUGGAAGCCAAAGGGAACAUGAAUGUCUGCAGUGAGUUUAACUUUAACUCAGAUGCAGAGGCAGCCUCUAUUGUCCUGAGCCACUUUACUUGUCCCACUUACAUUGCGACCUGGGAAUACUGCCUUCGCCACGUCCUGCCCUGGGACUUCUAUGAAAAGCUGAUGAAUCAAGAUGGUAAAAAGGCUCAGUUCCUGAAGAAGAUAUUUGAGCAUACCGUAAAAUUUAGCAAAAGUGAUGAAGGAAGCAAGCAACUUUAUUUUGGAAGUGGCUUUUUGUCCUGUGAUUCCUAUGCAAUGGCUGCCGUGAUCGAUGAUUCGGUGGUGACAGAAAGCAUUCAGUACGGGGUUACGGUGGAAUUGAACGGAUCACUGACCAGAGGCAUGAUGGUUGUGGAUACUCUCGAUGCCCUGAAGCUUAAACACAAGGCUGUCAUCUUUCUGAAAUGUGAUAUGGAAAAGUAUAAGCAGAUGCUGAUGAACGCACUGAAAUAAGGUGGAAUGUAUCUCAAACCAAAGUAGAGAAAGCUAGCAUUUACAAGUAAUUAUGUUGACAAAUGUUGACUUUUGAUUUAUUAUAGCAUUAAUGGUGUGUUGAUAACUCAAAAGUUUGAGUGAAAUUGCUGGCUUAUUCAACGCUUACAAGAAUUAAAAUAAAAGAUUGAGUAGUUGUUGUGGAGAUUUGAUCACCUUCUGCAAAAGAGAAAUAUUUGUGCAGAACUUACCUGAGGAAGCUGUGGGUAAAAUGGAAUAGAGAUGACAUUCUUGUCACAUACAUUCCCCACAUCUCACUGCUGUCUCUGAAAACAAAGCCUGCAUUUAAUCAUUUUGUUACCUCCACUGUUAACCCUUCCAAUACCACACUGGCUGCCAUCCUGACUCCUGUCACCAUUAACUUAAGUAAGAAGCAGAAUCAGGUCUGUAAUCACUGAAUAGGUCAUGAAAUCUGUUGUUUCGCAGUAGCAGUACAGUGCAAAACAUAAAAAUUUCUACAAGUUACAAAAGUUAAUAAAUAAUGCAAAAAAGAAAUAGUGAGUAGUGUCCAUGGGUUCAUGGCUGGUUCAGAUAUCUGAUGGUAGAGAGGAAGAAGCUGUACCUAAAACACUGUGUGUGGGUCUUCAGGCUUCUGUACUUUUUUCCCAAUGGUAGUAAUGAGAAGAGGGUGUACCCCGGAUUGUGAGGGUCCUACUUGAGGCACCACCUGUUGAAGAUGUCCUCACUGGUGGGGAGGUUUGUGCCCAUGAUGGAGCUGGCAGGAUCUUCUUCUGAUCCUGUCCAUCAUAACACGCUAUGAUGGGACCAGUCAGAAUGUUGUCCACUGUACAUCUGUACACCAAGUUUUUGGUGACAUACCAAAUCUCCUCAAACUCCUAAUGAAUUAGAGGUGCCAGUGUGCCUUCUUUGUGACUGCAUCCAAGUGUGGGUGCCAGGAUAGAUCCUCUGAGAAGUUAAUGCCCAGGAACUUGAAGCUGCUCACCCUUUCCAUUGUUGACCCCUUGAUGAGGAUUGGUGUGUGUUCCUCUGACUUCCCUUUUCUGAUGUCCACAGUCAAUUCCUUAGAUGUACUGAUAUUGAAUGUGAGGUUGUUUUUGCGACACCACUUUGCCUCACUCCUGUGCACCUCCUCAUCACCAUCUGAAAUUCUGCCUACGUUGGUGACAUCAGCAAAUUUAUAGUUGGUAUAUGAGCUAUGCCAAGUCACACAGUCAUGAGUGUAGAGAGAGUAGAGCUGUUCGCUAAGCAUGCAACAUCUCCUUGACUGUCGGCAAGGAGAUGUUAUCAACGAUCUGCAUUGAAUGUGGUCUUCUGAUGAGGAAGCUGAGGAUCCAGGUGCCAUGGGAGGUACUGGGGCCUCUCCCUGCCAAAUGCUUCUUUUGAAGCAACUUCCUGCCAAAUGUUGUCUCCCUAUCAGCUUGUGGUUACUGGUACAUCAGCUCUUCAGUUUCAGUACCUUUAUCUACAUGUCCUUCCCUCACUCACCGCCUUCGAGGCUGCAAUAUUCUCCACCUUGGUCACCUGCACCGCCCCGCAAACUGUUGCAGCACAGUGAGGCCCAUGCACUCUAGAGGUCCCUUCCUAAACCCCUCCACUCACUCACUCUCCUUCCUCCCUUGCUGGGAUAUUAAUGUCCAUCUUAUACCCUGUGUGGCCAGUACUUUCUUCAUGUUAUAAAGGACACAUAUCACUGUCAUUAAGAUGAUUAAUCAGCUCAAGGUACAUAUUGUUUUGAGCAGAGAUUUCAAUUUCAAAAUCAUGCUAUUAAAUCUCCACAAGAAGACCAAUAUUGGGAAAUAACCUGCAUUUAUGCUGAUAAUGGGAAACUAUAACCUAUAAAAAUAGACUUUGCUUUUACUGAAGGUGAUGCAUUCUACUGAACUCAUAUUGUAACUGGCACAGAAAUACUUUCUAAAUCCAAAGAAAAUAAAUGUAGCA